Raphanus sativus (radish) is the source of this 2758-nucleotide messenger RNA. RefSeq names its product poly(ADP-ribose) glycohydrolase 1-like. The coding region runs from base 1070 to 2647 and encodes 525 amino acids. Gene Ontology annotation, molecular function: poly(ADP-ribose) glycohydrolase activity. Gene Ontology annotation, biological process: regulation of DNA repair; carbohydrate metabolic process; nucleotide-sugar metabolic process. The transcript is spliced from 9 exons. NCBI's taxonomy places the organism in Eukaryota, Viridiplantae, Streptophyta, Magnoliopsida, Brassicales, Brassicaceae. Gene Ontology annotation, cellular component: nucleus; cytoplasm. The record is from RefSeq and is a predicted model, not a curated record.
GUCUCAAGACCUCGACUCACUUGGAAGCUGAGGAUUGCCCUAGUUACGCAAUUCAUGUAUAUAUAUCGAAGGUCCAAGUUAAAUUCAUAAGGUUAUUUGCCGCUUUUGUAUCGAAGGUUCAAAUUAAAAUUCAUAAGGUUAUUUGCUGCUUUUGUGUUAGACUAUAUAUUAUCAGGUAGGAAGGAAACACACAGUUGUGGAUUCUUGCUGUCUGAAAAAAGAAGAUAUUAUGAAAUAAAUUUUCUUUUAACAGUAUCUCGAUCAAGAAUAGUGGGGUCUUAAAGCUUGUCAAAUCAUAUUUGAGCAUUCGUUUCUGGUUGUGGAACUUAGAGAACCCAUCAGGCAUCCCAUUUCUUACCCUUUGUCAUGAUUUAAAACUAUUCAAGUCAUUUGCUUUCAGCUAGUGAUUUAGGACCUUAGGUUCAUGGUGUGGCUCAUGCUGUCUUCUUUUGUUUGAGUCUCUUAACAACAUAUAUUAUUAGCUUUUUGACUUGCUGAUUGAGUCUCAAGUUGUUUGAUUUUUUUCUGUAUUAGACUAGUUAUACUUAUGUUGUAGUCUAACAAAAAUCAUUGCUCUUGCAUCUGUCACGAUCCACAUUCCUCGCAUUCUGGAUGACUAUUGAUUUCCAAGGGUAUGCAAAAGGGAGGGAACAAAGUAGAUCAAGUUAUAUCUCCAGUCCUACACCUUGCUGCUGAAAUGUUGGUAAGCUACUGCAUUAAUUUCGUUAUGUUCUUCCUAUUUUGUUUGGCCACCUUUUGUUGAUCAAGAGCUUCAAACAAUCUCUAAGGGUCUGAAUAAGUCAAUGGUUAACUUCAGGGUAGGCUAUGUUUUAUGUUUUUUAUUGUAUUAAAUUUUUUGUGAACAACCAAUUUUUUUUCUUCUAUAAUGUCAAAUGCCAGGCUAAAUAUUGCCGUUGACUAAUUCAUCAGCGUGAUGGAAUUUAUCUGAAUAAUCCUUUCCACGUUUCUUGAUGCGCAAGGAAGUGUAAAAUAAACUAAUAAUCUCUUUAGUCAGAAGUGCUUAGGUUAAUUAAUCAUGCUGGUGAGCUGUAGAGACUAUUAAAUAUUUAUGUUGUGGCCACAUCUUUAUGAGAGAAACCUGCAACUUCACCUCUCAAGAAUCAAGAAGAAAAAGGUGAAAGAAAAUAAAGAAAACAGAGGAAUGGAGAGAAGGGAAGAUCUUGAGACGAUUUUAGCCUACUUGCCGCUAGAGAUUCAAGAUUCUUCACUGUCUUGGCCAUCCUCGCACUUGGUGGAGGUUUUAGAAGCUUUGACCAAAGGACCGAGUCAUAGCCGAGUUGUCUCGGGACAAACUCUGUCUGAUUGCAUCUCUGACAUGAGACAAUCCCUCUCUUUGACUUGUCAUCUUUCUUAUACAGCACUUCAAGGCUACGCUCUCUUCUUCGACGAGAAAAUGUCAAAAGAAGAAUCAAGCAGGUGGUUCAACGAGGUUUUGCCUGCCAUGGCUUGUCUUCUUUUGAGAUUCCCAUCUCUCUUGGAACUACACUAUCUAAAUUCAGAAAAUAUCAUCAGUGGAGUUGAAACCGGUCUUCGUGUCUUAAGCUCCAACAAAGCAGGCAUUGUGUUCCUCAGCCAGGAACUUAUAGGAGCCUUGCUUUCAUGUUCUUUCUUCUGUUUGUUUCCUAUCGAUGAUAGAGGCUCGAAUCGUCUUCCAAACAUCAAUUUCGACAAACUAUUCGGAAGCCUAAUCAGCACGGGACGAAACGAGCACCAAGAGAACAAGAUAAGGUGCAUUAUUCAUUACUUCCAGAGGAUAUCUUCAUGUAUCCCUCCUGGAUUCGUUUCGUUUGAACGCAAGAUUCUCUCCAUAGAAUCAGGCCUCGAAGCCUUUCCUGAUGAAGGCUUUUGGAGCACAUCUACUGUCAAUCUCUGCCCUGUUGAGGUUCACACUUCUGGUUUGAUAGAGGAUCAAAGCGUUGAAGCUCUUGAAGUUGACUUCGCCAACAAGUACUUAGGAGGUGGCGCUCUUCGCAAGGGAUGUGUACAGGAAGAGAUUCGGUUCAUGAUAAAUCCAGAAUUGAUCGCUGGUAUGCUCUUCUUACCAGCCAUGGAAGUCUCUGAAGCAAUUCAAGUUGUUGGUGCCGAAAGAUUCUCUCAUUACACAGGAUAUUCAUCUUCCUUUAGGUUCUCUGGAGAUUACAUAGACACAAAGGAAAGAGAUGUUUUCGGAAGGAGAAAAACAAGAAUCAUCGCCAUAGAUGCUCUCCGUCAUCCAGGAAUCUCCCAAUACAAACCUGAAUGCCUCCUCAGGGAGGCUAAUAAGGCUCUCUGUGGUUUCCUCCAUGUGUGCAAGAACCAGUGCAUAGAUCAUGAAGAUGGUGUUGGUGUUGCUACAGGCAACUGGGGAUGUGGUGCUUACGGUGGUGAUCCUGAGAUCAAAUCUCUCCUUCAGUGGAUUGCUGUUUCACAGGCAAGAAGGCCUUUCAUGUCUUACUACACUUUUGGAUUGGAAGCACUCCAUAACCUAAAUCAGGUAACGGAAUUAGUUAUAUCUAAAGGAUGGACGGUGGGAGAUGUAUGGAAGAAGCUGGUGGAGUAUUCGAACCAGAGAUUGAGAGGCAGCAAGAAAAGAAGAGAGACUAAAGUUGGUUUGUUUGAUUGGCUUAUCUCGACCAGCUCUGCUUAAUAGCAUUUGGCUUCAGAAGUUUAUUCUAAACAAUAAUAAAUUUGGUUUCAGCAGAGUGUACCAUUUGUAUUUUCGAGCGAAGUUUUUUUAUAAAAUAAAUUGGCGUGAGAA